Messenger RNA from Diorhabda sublineata, 7788 nucleotides. RefSeq names its product homeobox protein cut (gene cut). The transcript is spliced from 10 exons. The record is from RefSeq and is a predicted model, not a curated record. Gene Ontology annotation, biological process: regulation of DNA-templated transcription. Lineage: Eukaryota; Metazoa; Arthropoda; Insecta; Coleoptera; Chrysomelidae. Bases 429 to 4721 code for a protein of 1430 amino acids. Gene Ontology annotation, molecular function: DNA binding; DNA-binding transcription factor activity, RNA polymerase II-specific.
GUCAGUCUUGGGGUAGUUAUCCUAACGAGAGCACGUGUUCAACGAUUUUGACGACUUAUACGACCUGAUCAGUUUCCAAAAUAAAAAAGAAAAACCCCGUGCGACAAAUUUUUCUAUGUAAACUUCCGAUAUAGUGCUUCCGGUUUUCGAUAAAUCGAAUCGAAGAUUUGUGUUUAUAUAUUAUUGAAAUUGUGCCUAUUUGUUUUUAUUUAUUUAUUUACUUUGUUGUUUUUUUUUUCUGGGAUAUUCCAAUUUUGACAGUUCGAAAUAAAAACGAUACAAGUGAUUGACAGUGAAAAAAAAAAACAAGUGGUACGAACGAUGGCGAACUGUGACGUGUGGAUUUUUCAAAUUUUCGAAAGGUGAACGUAUCGUUUUAUAGGACAGAUUGUAACAAUUCUUUCGCAACCCUGGCGGAGCUGGAACAUAUGCAGCCGACAGCGGCAGCCAGUUUACCACCCCCUGGUGGAGAUAUGGACAUGCAGACUAUGCAGUCGAUGGAUUGGCUCUUCAAAAAAGAAAGAAUCUACCUAUUGGCACAAUUCUGGCAACAGAGGGCGACACUGGCGGAGAAAGAAGUGACGACGUUGAAAGAACAACUUUCCGGAACAAAUACAUCGAAUAAUUGCGAAAACAAAGAUACGUUAAAUAUGGAUAGGCAAAGCUUUGAGAACGAAAUGGCAACCAAAGACAAAGAAAUCAAUCAUUUAGUAGAGGAAAUACAAAGGCUGCAGGGAUGUCUGUCGAAAUUACAAGAGUCAUCUAUGUCACAGAUAAGCUUAUUAGAAGAUCAAUUGGAACAGAAAAGACAACACGUUUUACGAUUAGAAAACAAAUUGGACUCACAAAAAGACUAUGACGAACUGAAAAGAGAAGUCAGUAUAUUACGCUCAGACUUAGCCAAUAAUCCCGAUGGAAAAAAUAUAGAAUUAUUGUUAGAAAAAUCGAAAAAUCUCAGCGUUCAUGACCCGAACGAUAAAUCGCCGAAGAGAGAAAUUGAAGGGGUUGAUCAGCAUCCGUCGCAAACCCCUUCCCUUUCUACAACCCCUCCGAAUAUCCUCCCGCCACUUUUUCAAAAUGUUGACGCGUUCGGUAGUUUAUUAGGUGAAGAAAUAGUUUCUUCUUGGAGAAGAAACAUUGAACAAAAUCGUAUAACACCCAAAUCACCGUCUGCUUCUUUAGAUAUAUCGCUCAAGUGUUCGACGCCGGUUAAUGCUGAUUCUACGGCGGACAAAAGUACGGCUUCCACUCCCCAACUUUCGGAUCAAGUCUGUCAAUCCUCACCUAACGAAAACCUCAUAAACGGUAAUCCGAAAAGUCCGCAAGAAGACAACAACAACCAUCACGUUAGCAAUAACAAUCUCCCUUUAUCGGCGAUGUGUACAUUUUUAAAAAAUGAAGAUAGUUUAAAGAGCCCUUACCGAUUCGAUGAUCACAGACCUCCGUUUAAGUUCGCCGAAGAUUUAGGUAUGGCACCAGGAUCUAUGGUAGGAAGACUUGGAGAAAGCCUUAUACCUAAGGGAGAUCCGAUGGAAGCUAGACUCCAAGAAAUGUUGAGAUACAACAUCGAUAAAUACGCAACACAAAAUUUGGAUACUCUUCAGAUCGCAAGAAGGGUACGCGAACUACUUUCGAUUCACAAUAUUGGCCAAAGAUUAUUCGCAAAAUACGUACUAGGAUUGUCGCAAGGAACGGUUUCGGAGUUACUUUCGAAACCGAAACCGUGGGAUAAAUUAACGGAAAAAGGAAGAGACAGUUAUAGGAAAAUGCACGCGUGGGCAUGUGACGAAAAUGCCAUACUCCUACUGAAAUCGUUAAUACCAAAGAAAGACCAUUUUUCAUCAACAGGCAAAUCGGAUGCCGGUAUGCCACCUUACGGUCGUCCCGAAAAUGAUCAUCCCGACGACAGAUUCGUACACAUUUUAAAUAAUCCCACCUUUCAACAACAUAUAAAACAACAACCUCUAGAAGACAGUCACAGCAAUGAAGAUUCCAAAUCACCUCAAGGAUGUAGUAGUCCUUUUUCGAGAGAUUCCAGUAUGAAUAAGAGACUAAAAAAAUACGAAAAUGACGAUAUAUCUCAAGAUAAAGUCGUUCGAAUUUAUCAAGAAGAAUUAGCUAAACUUAUGGGUAGACGGUUGGAUGAUCUCAGAGGUCAAAGGGAUGGACCUUUUCCUGGUUUAUUUCUUCCCCAUAUCUAUAGCGGCAGCACUCUAGAACGAACGCCCGAAGAACUACGUUUAGUUCUCGACGCAUAUCACAGAGAAUUCGCCAAAUUAAAUCACGGCCAAAAUUCCACACAGAUGCCGUUAAGUCUAUUGGCUAUCCAACAGCAAGCACUCGCUCAUCACCAGCAACAGCAAUACUCCAAUGGAGGGGUUCAGGAUCUUUCCAUUCCAAAAGACAAAAUGAAAAUGGCGAACGGCAGCAUGGAUGAAAAAGAUGAAAAAGACGAUCCAAUGUCACGGCAUUCGGGAUCUGCAUUUAGUUUAGUAAAACCAAAAAUUGAACCCGGCACUCAACCGAGUACAGGAUCGACGGCGUCCAGUCCGUUAGGAAAUAAUUCAAUUCUGCCACCUAUGACUCCGAACGACGAUUUUUCCGGAUCGGCAGUAGCAUCGCCUCUACAACGAAUGGCAAGCAUCACAAAUUCCCUCAUAUCACAACCACCAUCCCAACCGCAUCCGUCUAAUAAUAAUAGACCUCUAAAAGCAGUAUUACCACCAAUAACUCAACAACAGUUUGACCUAUACAAUAACUUGAAUACAGAAGAUAUUGUUAAAAAAGUCAAAGAACAAUUAAGCCAAUAUUCGAUAAGCCAGAGACUAUUCGGAGAAAGUGUAUUGGGAUUAUCGCAAGGUUCUGUUAGUGAUCUUUUAGCGAGACCCAAGCCAUGGCAUAUGUUGACGCAAAAAGGCAGGGAACCCUUUAUUAGAAUGAAAAUGUUCUUAGAAGACGAGAACGCCGUCCACAAAUUGGUAGCCAGCCAAUAUAAAAUUGCCCCGGAGAAAUUGAUGAGGACGGGAGGAUACGGAGGAGCUUGUUCGUCGAUAGGAAAGUCUAUGCCACCAACAAACAAAAUGCUAUCGGAAGCGGCAGGUCUCCUUAAUAAAAUGCAAGAAUCUCAAAACAUUUUACCUCCGUCUCUUCAGCUUGGACCUCCGCAAGGAAUCAAUCCGCAACCUCCUCCACCUCCGAUGUUAUUAACGCCGCCCGGUUUGCCACCACAUCAUGCGAUCAAUAUUCAAAAUCAAGAUCUCAUUAAAAAAACCAAUCACAGUCCGCACGGCGUUCCACAUUCUCCCAUGGGUCAGCAACACACACCUCUCAGAAAUAUGCACCAACAUAUUUCGCCUAGCGUUUAUGAAAUGGCAGCUCUUACGCAAGACCUCGAUACUCAAAUCAUUACUACGAAAAUCAAAGAAGCAUUACUCGCUAAUAAUAUUGGACAAAAGAUAUUCGGCGAAGCUGUUCUUGGUUUAUCACAAGGCUCCGUUAGUGAACUUCUAUCGAAACCGAAGCCUUGGCAUAUGCUUAGUAUAAAAGGCCGAGAACCCUUCAUAAGAAUGCAACUUUGGCUGAACGACGCUCACAACGUUGAUCGACUGCAAGCUUUAAAAAAUGAAAGGAGAGAAGCGAACAAAAGGAGGAGAUCAUCUGGAGCUGGUGCUCACGAUAAUAGUAGUGAUACUUCUUCGAACGAUACCUCAGAAUUUUACCAUUCGAAUUCCCCCGGUCCUGGACCACCGUCCGCUAAAAAACAACGAGUUCUAUUUAGCGAAGAACAAAAAGAAGCACUGAGGCUAGCCUUUCAUUUAGAUCCAUAUCCGAACGUUAAUACAAUUGAAUUUCUAGCGACCGAACUGGUUUUGUCAUCUAGAACUAUCACGAAUUGGUUUCACAAUCACAGAAUGCGUUUAAAACAGCAAGUACCGCAUGGAUUCCCUUCCGAUUUACCUCCAAGAGAUCAAACGGGCAACCAACAAACCUUCGAUCCAGUACAAUUCAAAGUACUGUUAAACCAAAGAUUAAUUGAACUUUCGAAGGAAAGAAUGGGCUUAAGCGGUGUUCCGUUACCUUAUCCCCCUUAUUUAGCAACGAACGCCAAUUUAGCCGCUUUAAUAAGUCGAGGACUAUUGCCUACGGGCGAUAUGGACUUGGCGGCUUUAAAUAACGCAGUUAAAGAACAAAUGAGCGGUUUGGAUCUAUCUAUGACGGCAUUGAAAAGGGAACCCGGUGAUUUCGAUGACGAUGACGACGUCGAAAGUAACGCAUCAGAAGAUUCAAAUAUAUCGGGCGGAAGUUUGCGCGGAGUAGUAAAGUCGGAACCCAAAGAAAUACCCUCGAGCCAGAGCAGGUCGUCGAGACGAAAACCUGCUGCACCUCAAUGGGUAAAUCCGAAUUGGGAGGAAGAAAAAGAAAAACCGAAUACUGGAGACGAAGUCAUCAUUAACGGCGUCUGUGUGAUGCAGACCGGCGAUGACUACGCCAGGAGGAAUGCGGAGGAAACCGUACGAGUGGAACCUCAAGCGGUAUUGGACAGGUACGAAGACGAACAAAGCGAAACGUCUUCAAUCAGCAACGAUAACGAACAAAAUGAAAAAAUGGAAGACAAAGAAAUCGAUCGGGAAGAACAGACUGCGAGGAGUGACGUUAAGAUAGACGACAGUGAAAUUAAAAACCUUAAUCAAGAAAACGAAGAAGAACGGUGGGAGUACUAAAAUGAACAAUGUCAAUAUUUCUUGUUUUUUUUUUCUUGUUUUUUUUUUUAGUUGUUGAUAGUGUGUUAUGCGGACGACCUAAAAAACUUCAUAGUGAAUCUAAAUACAGGUUGAUAAUUUGUUGUAAGAUAUUACAAAAAGUGCAAUCACGAAAACGAAAAUUUAUCCCCAAGGUUAUAAUAAAAAAUAUUUAUUGAAUUGUGAUUGAAGUAGGUUUGUUGAAAAUACUCGAUAUAAUUUUAUGUGUAAAUAUAUAUAUAUAUAUAUAUAUAUAUAUAUAUAUAUAUAUAUAUAUAUAUAUAUAUAUAUCCAGUUUUUAUAACGAUCCUACGUUUUAUAACGGAAUACAUUGUAGAAUGUUUGUUGGAAUUUAAUACUGAACACACUGAUAACUAACAUCAACGCACAGAAUUGCACGGGUAAACAGUUUGGUCUCUGAAGAUAAUAACUUGGUUUGUCGAAAAGCGCGACUUAUAGUGUAGGUGUUGUUUUGGUAGUAUGUUCGGUACGAAUAUUACUUCGCCGGCAAUUUACAUUACAAAUACGACGAUAUUUUUUAGACAGUUAUAUAAUUCAAUGUUAUAUGGAAUAAUAGCAAAAUUUUUUGUGAGAAACCGUACAUUGUGGAGGUGUUGGUUUUCUCGAUAAUCCAUUUUUAAUUUUAAUUUAAUUUGAUGUCGAAAAACGAAAUUUCUUGCUGACCGGUGUAAUAAUUUGAAACAAGUAAAUGGCACGUUAUUUGAAAUUCAAACAAAUAUUCUGCAUUUCCAAAAAUCUUGCCAAUUUUAACUAUUUCACUUAUUGGCAUUAUUUUUCAUUCAUUUUAUUUCGAUUUGUAUUUAAUUAGUUAUUAUUAAAUAAGACUGUUACCGUUAUUAUUAUAUAUAGUAAGCUCUCGAGCUAAAAAAAGCAAAGAAAAUGUUUUGAACAUUUUGUGAUAUACACUUUUACGUUUUAUUUCCCAUUAUGGAGAAUAUAUUGUGCUUUCCAAUUGUUUUUAAAAGUACCACGACGGCCAAAAAAUGCAAUAUUCUAAGUAUAUAAGUUUCGUAUUAGCUUAAAAAGUCUCUAAAUUAGUUAUUUUUUAAUCUUACAACGAAGAUUUCAAUAGCUAAUAAUUACAACUGAUUAGAUAUAAAUAUAUUUUCAAAAACGGCGAAUAUAAUUCAUCAAAAAUUUGGUACGAUUUUUAUAAAUUGAAGAGUAUCUACAAUCUUUUAUUAUAUACCGAAUCGUAUUAUUUUAAUAUCUCACUAAUAUCUCACUAGGACAAAGUAACAGAAGAAAAUAAUCCAACUUAUAAAAUAUUAAUAUUUUCCGUUUGCUUCAAGAGUUUAAUUUUAGGGGAUAUAUCGGUUAUAACAUAAAAUUGAAAAAUACUUGUCUAAAAAAGAAUUAAAGCUAUGCACGGCGAGGAAAAAUCUAAAACUUCCUUAUGAUCUCUUAUACGGGUAUAGAACAAUAUAAAAUUAGAUAUUUUCCUUUCAAACGAUAAAUGUAUCAUUUGCAAUGUAGUAGCCAGAUAUGCCCAUUUUAUGAACUUUAAUUAUUUUGAAAGAAAUUCAAAAACGUAUCUAAAGUUUUCUAAACCAGUUUUAAUUAGUGAUAUUGAAAUUUUCUAAACGUAUACUUAGUGUGGUAAUUUUUCUAUUUGCGUUCAAAAUAAUUUCCAGCAUCUUCCAAAGUUUUUUGUACAUAAUUUUAAUUAAAAUAAAUUUUUUCUUACAGUAUAACAACAUAAUUUUAAUUUCGAAAUUUUUAUAUCCCGCGUUAUUUUAUCUAGUCUAAUUACUUAACAGGGGCGUCAAUAUCAAAAACCAUUUUUUACAAAAAGGCCAGUAAGUACUGAAUAUAUUUUCUUUAUAAAUAAAUUCAAUAGUUCAAUGUAAUAGAUUCGAAAGCCUUAAUUCCACGCGCGUUAUCGCGUGUUGUCGCUUAAUCAAAAUUUUAUUAUUAGUAUCUACAUAUUAUUAUCCCGAGUGUACGAAUCCAAAAUUUGUGGGAUAUAUAUGAUUUUUAUAAUUUAUAUCCGAUAGAUAACUAAUUACCCUUCAAAGACAUAUUUAAAGAAUCUAUUUCGCUUUAUUUAAACAUUGAUUACAAUAAUUUUUAUAUGUGGAAAAUACUAAACAAAUAUAAGAUGGUUCCAAUUGAAGACGAUUAUACCGUGAAAUGAUAGAUGAAAACAACUAUUUCGGAAUGAAUCGAAAGAGGCACUUUUUGGGUUCGUGACUUUGGACUAGAUGUCAUAUAUAUGUUUUGUUUAUAAUAAUCUGACAUUAUCAGUUAUUAGAUCUCAGCAUUUUUAUUAAACAAAAAAAAAUUCAAAUAGCUUUAAUUUCCAAAUAUAAUUAGAAAUAAUGUUACAAAAUGCAUAUCGUUAAUAUUAAGUAUUUAAAACAAAUGAAAUCCACCCAUAAAAAUAAUUUAAGCAACAAAAUAAAACCAUAGUUUGUUUUUGUGUUCCGUUUCAUGUUUUCGCGAUAAAAUAUAGCAUAUGAAAAAUAGAUUAAGAGAAACAUAUGUUCAAAGUGCAAUAUUUUAACGUUCAAAAGAUAGGGUAUAUUUUUGCGAUAUACAAAAAUAUGUUUCUUCCAAAAUGUAAUCAAUGUAAUAACAUUGUAAAAAAAUACGUAAAAUUCUGUCUUUAAAUUGAAGCGAUUGAGACAUUAAAAUUAGCAAAAAAUGUAAUAUAAAUGCACAUUUUUAAAUAAAAAAAAAACUGCAUGUAGUUAUAUAGCAUAGAUUUUUUUGCCGUAGAAAAACUAUUUGAAAACCUAUUUUCAUUUUUGUUAUUUGAUAAAUUUUCUGUACCCAAAAAUGUUAUACAAAAUAAAAACACAAAAUACGUAAGCAUGUUUUUGUUAGUACUGAUAAUAAUAUAUUAGCUGAUAUGGUAAAUAUGGUACAAGAAGAUUUGUUUUAUUUUUUAUUAUAUUUUAUAAUAUAGAAACAUCCAAGAACAAUGCUUAGGAAGAUCAUAGAUCUAUUUUAUUCUUUUUUUACUGUAAAUAUUUAUAUCAUAUCAUCCCUUGAAAAUUUCUAAAUUAAAAUUUUCUCUGUAUUU